GAAGAAGAAGAAGAAGAAGCAGACGAACUUCCUGUUGAAUGAAACUUAAAACAGGAAGGAUGGAACAGUUUAACUGAAGGAUCCAGUAGGGUAUUUUAUAUCACAAACUGAUAAACACCUGACUGUAACAGGUCUUCAAAUGUCCUACUGGGUCUGCUGCAAUUCCUGCUUUCUUUGCCCAAGUCCUGAGCGCAAACUGGCAGUGACGUCCUGCGGCCAUGUCAUCUGUAGUGCCUGCUAUCACAAAGGCAGCCAUGGCCGGUGUUUGAUAUGCAGCAGCCAGUGCCAGGUUUCUCCUCUUUCUGACAAAAGCAGUUCAGACGUGAAGGCUUUGUUUUCUGACAUCGGCGUUGUGGCAACCAGACAUCUGGCAGAGAUCAGCAAAGUUGUGGCGUUUCAGGCCCGACAUCAGAAGAGGUUGCUCAAUUACUACAAGCAAAAGAAUCAUAAGCUAGAAGACAUGUUGGUCUCUAUAAAGCAAGAAAUGCAGCAGAUGGGGAAGAAGCUGAAUGAUCAGAGGGCUUACAUUGCUAAGCUGGAAAACUCCCUCCAGCACCACAGCAGCAGUACUCACACCCCGCAUGGAAGCAAAUCAGUGCUUCAGAUUCCAUACGAGUCUCCCGUGUUCCUCCCGCGUCACGCUUCAGCCACCAACAUCAGCCAAAGCCUGGAGCUGGAGGACAGCAGUCUGUUCAGGAAACCCGUUUCUGCGCCCAGACCGUCGGUGAUGAAGGCGCUGCCAGAGGGACGACCAGGACCCGCCACCCACUGGUCCUACAGCCAGAACCCACUGACCUCCCACUCUGCACACUCGGCCACCGUCAGCCGUUUUUCUCCCUCCACUCCAGAGUCGUACGGCCAGAGUUCAGCCUGGAAGUUCAAAGCUCCGUCGUCCUUCAGCCGCUCUGCGUCCUUCCUGGGGUUUCCCCCUCCUUAACGCUUCUGGUUGGAUACCACUGAUGAUGCACAUGAAGGUGUUAAAUGUGCAGCUUAAACCCAACAUGCAGUGAGAGACAAACUGCUCUUUACUGUCAAACUGUAAAUGAAAUAAAUUGGAAAACGAG
Molecule: messenger RNA, 1064 nt
Organism: Gambusia affinis (western mosquitofish)
Lineage: Eukaryota; Metazoa; Chordata; Actinopteri; Cyprinodontiformes; Poeciliidae
Product: probable E3 SUMO-protein ligase RNF212
Exons: 13
Coding region: 140-937 (265 amino acids)
Biological process (GO): reciprocal meiotic recombination; protein sumoylation; homologous chromosome pairing at meiosis
Cellular component (GO): synaptonemal complex
Molecular function (GO): SUMO transferase activity
Source: RefSeq, a predicted model, not a curated record